AUGGCUAUCCUCGUCGCGGAAUUCAUCCUCAGAUUCACAGGUUCAACUUGUCGAUUUGUCAGAAUAUCUGUUCCCUGUGCCAAUACAAUUCUUUCAUCUCAAAAUGGUAAGAGUGUGCAGGAUCAAGCCGGUGGUGAACCAACGGUGGGGGUGGUGGCCGAGGUGAAACCGGAAACGGAUCGAGGGGAUCGCGAGGACGACAAGAGUGUCGCGUCCGAGAGCGGGAGCGAUGAGGACUCCGAUGGGUCAGGGAGCGAAGAUUCAGAGGAUUCCGAGGAGGAGAGGCGGAGGGAGGAGGAGAGGACGCGGCGGCGGGCUGAGCGGCUUGCGGCCAUAGCCGCGCGCGCUAUUGCUAAGCGUGAAGAUGCUGUUGCGAGGCUCGAGGGGGAGAAGGCGGGGCUUGAGAUGCUGCUCGCCGAGCGUGAGAAGGAGCAGGCUCAGGAGGCUUCAGAGUUGCAGACUAGUAUGAUUGAAACAUUGGAAGCAGCGGAGAUAGAGAAACAGAGACAUCACAGCACUAGAAUGGAAGCCCUUGCACGUUUGGCUAGACUUGAGGUUACAAAUGGUGAGCUUGCAAAGUCACUUGCCAGGGAACAAUGGAAUCUGGAAGUUCAAGUAGAUCAAGUGGCGCAGCUUCGAGAGGAAGUUGAAUUGAAGAAACUUGCUCAAGAUAAAUACAGAAGAAAGCUAACAAAGAUACAAAAGACAAGUGCCCCUCCGGUUGAUGAAAUAGAAUCUUUGAGAAGGUUCAAGCUGGAGGAAGAAAUUAAUGAUGCAGAAUACACUCUGACAUGUGACAGAAUUGUGAGCUUGAAGGACAAGGUAGGUUUUCCCGUGUAUGACUGAUCUCAUGUAGUGAUU
Molecule: messenger RNA, 861 nt
Organism: Zea mays
Lineage: Eukaryota; Viridiplantae; Streptophyta; Magnoliopsida; Poales; Poaceae
Product: golgin candidate 2-like
Exons: 8
Coding region: 1-846 (281 amino acids)
Biological process (GO): Golgi organization; retrograde transport, vesicle recycling within Golgi
Cellular component (GO): Golgi membrane; Golgi cisterna
Source: RefSeq, a predicted model, not a curated record